UUAAUACACAAUUCUGUCGCCCCUGACUGUCCAGCAACAACACCAACAAUAACUACAAGAACAACAACCACGCAGGCACUAUCCCACCAAUUCGCAGCCUCGUCGGCCAGCUUGACCAAACGUCAAAUCGACCCUCCUUCGGCCUCGUCUGGACUCCGAGGUUAAUAUUCAACCCAUACUACCUUCUGCAGAGAGCACCCAUAUACAGCUGCCUCUCUCGACGAAGGUCGGAUGAAUAAUCGAUAAUGUCAACUGCUAGAUCCGAACACUUGUCUCUUGGCUACCCACCCAACAGUGCCAACGGCCAAGGUCACUCCACCUCCCCGACGACGAGCACUUCCCAAUCGCCCGGCGAAUCGACGGUCCGCUCACCAUUUGGCAUGUCCGGCACCCUGAACCCUUCCGGGAAAAUGGCAGGCAGCGCGCGAUCAGGGGCUGGUUCUCCAUCGCACGAUAUGCCCGGCUCAGCCAGGCUGUACUCCAAGCGAGCUCGCGAGAUUCAGGCUCAAGAAGGCCUGCCCAUUAACCCAUGGGCCGGCCCGCCCACAAGCGGAAACUCGACUCCUCUCCGCGAGAACAUUCCCGAGUCCCCCACCGAUGGGUUCCCCGACUUUGCCCAACUCCCGACUCCUGACAGUUUGCCGCAGACAAGGCGCGCUCGGGCCGGUACCGUCCCAUCCCGGUUCCCUGGCGGGCCCGUCGGCAAUGGCAUGCUCAACGUCCAGAACCUGAAUUCACAGUCUUCGCGCCCUACGCCUUCUCACAGCCCCUUCAACAAGACGCCUUCCCCUGGCUUGACCGAAGCCUCGGAUCCCUCGAGAUCAUCCACCCUGCUCUCGAGACUCCGGGCGGGAUCUAUGCCCCAGCGCAGCCCCUUCUCCAACAACAUCCCGGGCACCAACUCGCCUUUCGGGCCCUCCAUUUUCAGCAGCUGGAACCCCACAGGCCGUGACAGAGGCAAUACUCUCGCUAGUAUCGCGAGUGUUGGAUCCAACGGACCUAGUUCCCCUGCGCAAUCUGCAUUCUCCAAGGAAGGGCCUGGAGAGAACGAUGUCCACAUGAGGACGCUUGACUACCUGGGUUUGGCUGAAACCCCCCAACCCGUUCGUGCGCAACUGGCAACCCCGUACCUCCCGGGCCUUGCCGACUUCACGAAGCAGGCAAACCGUUUCCGGUCGUACUCGGUGAACAACAAGGACAAAUACGCCGAGGAGGAGGACGACGAAUACGACGAUGGUAUGGGCCCAGAGAGCCAGUAUGCCGCCAUGAUCCAGGGUCAACUUGCUGCCACCCAUGCCGCUAUUCACGAGCAUAACAUGAACGUUCAAACACUGCAGGCCCUGGCAAACCAAUCCAUGACGCGCCCGCGAGCUCGCACUGCUGGUGUGCUUGAUUUAACUGGAGCCGGAUCGCGGGGCAUGCGCAGCUUCUAUCCUACUCCAUCCCGGCUCGAUAACUCGAUUUCCGCAGCAGACAUGCGAUUGAACGAGGACAAGGAGUAUGAGGAACUUCCCCAAGCGGUGGCCGCCAUGAACCUGGGUAGAUCGAGCAGCCGUAACAACGGACUGUUGACAGCCGAGGAAGCAGGCAUUGAGGGCCCCACGCCUGCCUUGUGGCUCGGUAGCAUUCCCACCUCGACGACCACGUCCACCUUAACCGAGAUGUUCAAGCAAUACGGUCCGAUUACGUCGGCUAGGGUCUUGACGCACAAGAACUGUGGUUUCGUCAAUUUUGAGAAAGUCGAAAGCGCGGUUGCCGCAAAGGCGAACAUGAACGGGAAGGAGAUCUUUCCAGGGGCCGGCCCCAUCCGUAUUAACUACGCAAAGCCGCUCUCCGCUUCCAACACCCCUGGCCACGAUGGCGUCUUCCCAUCGCCUAGUCCCGACCCCUUUACCAAGGGACAGGAUGCUAAUGCUUCGGGUGCCGCGGGGCCUGCGGCUGAGGCAACCACGCUGUCAACAAAUGCUGUGCCGAAGAUUGCUCCUCUGCACGAGAUGACGGCAGAUAUUCUCCAAAUUAUCAAGUCCUUCGGGGCCUCGGACGAGGAUGCCUACAGAAUAUCGCACACCCUGAACUUGGCUAUUUCGUACAACGGUCAUGUCGACGAGAUCCCUGCCAUAAGGGAGCCCACCCACACUCGUGUUCAUGAUGCACCCAAGCUCAGGGAUAUCCGAAAGAGAAUUGACAACCAGAGUCUGUCUCAAGCUGAAAUUGAGAAUAUCGCCGUCGACAUGCUCCCAGAGAUCGCCGAGCUCUCUUCGGAUUACCUCGGCAACACCGUUGUUCAGAAGCUGUUCGAGCACUGCUCUGACGACCUCCGGGAUGCUAUGCUAGCUGAGAUUGCCCCACACAUGGCAGAAAUUGGUGUUCACAAGAAUGGCACAUGGGCGGCGCAGAAGAUCAUCGAUGUGUGUAAGACACCUCAUCAGAUGAACUUGAUUGUCGAGAACAUCCGUGCCUACACCAUCCCGCUGUUCUUGGAUCAGUAUGGCAACUACGUCUUGCAAGGAUGCUUGAAGUUUGGCUCGCCAUUCAACGACUUCAUCUUCGAGACCAUGUUGAGCAAGAUGUGGGAUGUUGCCCAGGGCAGAUAUGGUGCCCGGGCUAUGCGCGCCUGUCUCGAGAGCCACCAUUCUACCAAGGACCAACAGCGACUGCUGGCUGCUGCCAUUGCGCUGCACAGUGUACAACUGGCAACGAACGCGAAUGGAGCUCUGCUGCUGACCUGGUUCCUCGACACCUGCACCUUCCCACAGCGACGCAGCGUAUUGGCUCCCCAGCUGGUACCUUACCUGGUCCACCUGUGCACGCACAAGGUUGCCUAUCUCACUGUUCUCAAGGUGAUCAACCAGAAGGCUGAAGCCGAAGCCCGUGAUACUAUCCUGAAGGCGCUGUUCUUCACGCCCGGAGAUCAAGUCCUCGAAGCAAUCCUGAGCGACCAUGCGUGUGGUGCAACCUUGAUCUUCAAGGUCCUUACUACGCCAUUCUUCGAUGAGAGCAUAAGAAGCCAAGUCGUUGAGAAUGUCAGGAGCGUCCUUGUUCGCAUCAAGGCUCAACCAAACCAGGGUUACAAGCGUCUCAUGGACGAAGUUGGUCUGUCUACUAGGAAUGGGGGUGGCUCUCGUGAUCAUUCUGCCAACAAUGCUUCGGCCGAGCGACAACGGCCUGCGUCCAGGCAGGCUCAAGUACAGGCACAUGCGCAAGCCAACGCAGCUGCCGCCCAGCAAAAUGCUCAGUAUGGAAGUCAGUACAUGAAUCCUCUGAACCCUGGCAACCCCCCUAGUAACUUCGAUAUGGGGUACGCGAUUCCGAGGAGCGAGAGUGUCGAGCCACCGAUGGCGCCGUUCCAGCAAUACGGAUCCCAGGGUCCCAUGUUCAAUGGCAACAAUCCCUCGAUGGUCCCCAAUCUCCAGCAGCUGCAGUGCUCCAGCUGGAUUUGCUCCUCCCGGCUUUAACGUCCCCAUGGGUAUGGGAGGCUACGGUUACGGCAUGGGUGGCGGUAUGCCGAAUAUGCCUUACAUGCAAGAGCAACCUGUCAACACGAGGCGUGGACGCAGAUGAUUCGACUAGAUCAUCUUACCCUCAUCACACGUGCUUCGUGUUUUGGGUAA
Molecule: messenger RNA, 3611 nt
Organism: Pseudomassariella vexata
Lineage: Eukaryota; Fungi; Ascomycota; Sordariomycetes; Amphisphaeriales; Pseudomassariaceae
Product: armadillo-type protein
Exons: 3
Coding region: 246-3455 (1069 amino acids)
Molecular function (GO): RNA binding
Source: RefSeq, a predicted model, not a curated record